Aphidius gifuensis is the source of this 1764-nucleotide messenger RNA. Its product is annotated as cytochrome P450 9e2-like. Gene Ontology annotation, molecular function: oxidoreductase activity, acting on paired donors, with incorporation or reduction of molecular oxygen; heme binding; monooxygenase activity. The record is from RefSeq and is a predicted model, not a curated record. NCBI's taxonomy places the organism in Eukaryota, Metazoa, Arthropoda, Insecta, Hymenoptera, Braconidae. The coding region runs from base 64 to 1566 and encodes 500 amino acids. The transcript has 3 exons.
AGCAAACAGGUCUUUGACUAAAUUUCCAUAUUCUUUUCAAUAUUUUUUUUCCUUUUUUUAAAAAUGGAUAUUUGGACGAUACUUUUUAGUAUUUUAGUUAUUAUAAUUGUAUAUCUUUAUUAUGAAUAUAGAAAAGUGAAAUAUUUUGAAAAACAUGGAAUUCCACAUGAAAAACCAUGGCCACUUUUGGGAAAUGUGGGAGAAACAUUGCUAAAAAGAAGAACAAUAUUUCAAUAUAUUCAAGAUGUGUAUAAUUUAAAUAAGGACGCUCAAUACGUUGGCAUAUAUCAAUUUAGUAAACCAGUUGUAUGUAUACGUAAUCCAGAAUUGAUCAAAUCAAUUGCUAUAAAAAAUUUUGAUCAUUUUGUUAAUCAUCCGGUGUUUAUUGAUGCAAAAACAGAACCACUUUUUGGUAACAAUCUUAUCUCAUUGCAUGAUGAUAGAUGGCGAGAAGUAAGAAAUCUUCUGACACCUGCAUUUACAUCAAGUAAAAUGAAAGGAAUGUUUAAAUUAAUGUCAAAUAUUGGUGAAAACUUUAUUGACUAUCUGAUAGAAGAUUCAAAAGAUGGACCAGUUGAAAUAAAUUCAAAAGAUGCAUUUUGUCGUUAUACAAAUGAUGUUAUAGCAACUUGUGCGUUUGGAAUAUCAAUAAAUUCAAUGAAAGAUAAAGAUAAUGAAUUUUAUACACUUGGUAGAAAAGGUACAAAGUUUGAAGGUGCCUUAGCCAUGAUAAAAAUGAUGUUUAUACAGAGUUUUCCAAAUUUAUCAAAAUUAUUUAACAUCCAAUUUAUUGAUAGUAAAGUAGAUAGAUUUUUUCAAAACGUUGUCGAAGAUACAAUUCGUACAAGAGAUGAGAAAGGAAUAACAAGACCAGACAUGAUUCAAUUGAUGAUGGAGACAAGAGCUAAUGAAACAGGACCAACUCUUUCAAUUCAAGAAAUGACAUCACAAGCUUUUAUUUUCUUUUUUGGAGGCUUUGAAUCAUCAUCAAGCCUCAUGUCAUUUGCUGCACACGAAAUCGCUGCUAAUCCUGAAAUUCAAAAAAAACUCCAAAACGAAAUUGAUGAAAUGUUUGAAAAAACAAAUGAAGAUGUUACAUAUGAAGCUGUAAAUGGACUUGUUUAUCUUGAUGCAGUCAUUAAUGAAGCACUCAGAUGUUAUCCCAUUCUUGGCGUUCUUGACAGAGUUUGUACAAAAAGUUUUGAAUUACCUCCAACGUUACCAGGAAAAAAACCACUUCGUCUUGAACCUGGUGAUUUUAUAUGGAUGCCGGUCUAUCCAAUUCAGAGAGAUCCAAUAUAUUUUGAUGAUCCAGAUAAAUUUAAUCCUGAUAGAUUUAUUAAAGACCCUAAAGGCACUUUGAAUUCACCAGCUGGUUUAGGUCCACGAAUGUGUAUUGGAAAUCGAUUUGCAUUAUUAGAGACUAAAGUGUUAUUAGUGCAUCUUGUUGCUAAAUGUCAACUCAAACUGGGCAAAAAAAUGAUUAUGCCACUUGAGUUCAGUAACAGCAUGAUGAUGAGUGCUAAAGGAGGUUUUUGGUUGGAAAUUCAACCAAGAAAAAAAUAAACAGCUAAAUUUAUUAAAUUUUUAAAAGUCGAAAUUCAAGUGAAUUAAUUUGAAAAUUAUUUCCUGAAUAAAAAUUAAUAUCAUUUGUAAAUAAUUGUAGAAUCAGUAGUGGCUAGAAAAUACAGUAAUCGAAAUGAUUAAAAAACAAAAAAAAUUCAAACCAAAAAACGAAAUAUUUUGUAAUAAAAAAAUUGAAUA